Suillus subaureus is the source of this 450-nucleotide messenger RNA. RefSeq lists its product as uncharacterized. Bases 1 to 450 code for a protein of 149 amino acids. Gene Ontology annotation, biological process: mitochondrial DNA replication; positive regulation of helicase activity. NCBI's taxonomy places the organism in Eukaryota, Fungi, Basidiomycota, Agaricomycetes, Boletales, Suillaceae. Gene Ontology annotation, cellular component: mitochondrial nucleoid. The record is from RefSeq and is a predicted model, not a curated record. The transcript has 5 exons. Gene Ontology annotation, molecular function: single-stranded DNA binding.
AUGUUUUCCUCUGCCCGUCAUGCUUUUGCUCGCGCGCCGCGUCGCGCUUUCUCUACAACUUCGACGCGUGCUUACGAUGUCUCCAAGCUCAUCCUCAUCGGACGACUAGGCAAAGACCCUGAAGUUCGUACCACCAAGAGUGACAAAGAAUACGCGUCCUAUACCGUUGCAACCACCAACUACCCCCCUCCACCUCCUAACCCCGAUGGCAGUCGUCAAGAGGCUGGAACGACGUGGCAUAACAUCAUUUGCUUUAAUCCCAAUCAGACCAAUUACUUGCGCACUCUCCAGAAAGGGGCCCAAGUAUACGUUGAGGCAAACUUUGAGCUUCGUGACCCAGAUCCAAGCGCAGACCCAUCUUCAGCGCAGGCCCAAAGACAAAUAUUCCUUAGACACGAAACCAUACGGGUUAUCAGACAGGCUCCCUCGCACAGCGAGACCCAGGAGUAG